This is a messenger RNA of Chenopodium quinoa (quinoa), 1938 nucleotides long. RefSeq lists its product as uncharacterized. NCBI's taxonomy places the organism in Eukaryota, Viridiplantae, Streptophyta, Magnoliopsida, Caryophyllales, Amaranthaceae. The transcript has a single exon. The record is from RefSeq and is a predicted model, not a curated record. Bases 1 to 1938 code for a protein of 645 amino acids.
AUGCUAGCUCAUAAGCUAGAUCAAGCCACCCUUACAUCUCCAAGCUCUUCUUCACAACAAGUCAUGUCUUGUGAAACUUGUGGAGGAAAUGAUCACUUGUCCUCCUAUUGCAACUCAACUAACCAAGAACAAGCUGCGGCUAUUGGGCAAAGAAACGAUCAAUACUCUCAACCCUACAAUCAAGGUUGGAAACCCCAACAAAACACGGGUUGGAAACAACAAAAUCAAGGCCCCCCUCAAAAUCAAUACAACCAAUCUCAUCCACAAAACCAACAAGCUCCUUACCGUCACCCUAACCAAAGGGACCAAAACCAACAAAGGCAACAAUAUAACCAACUCGCUCCUCCACCUCCUCAAAAAUCUAGCCUUGAAGUCGCACUUGAAACCUUCAUUACACAACAAGGAAGAAGCAAUGCGGAUAUGCAAGCGAACAUCCAACAACUUCAAGCACACAACAAGAUAAUUGAGAAUCAAUUGGCUCAAAUUGCGCAACAAGUUGGAAGUUCAUCCUCCAAUCCUAGUGGUCACAUCCCAAGCUCAACGGUUGUGAACCCAAAGGAGCAAGCUAAGGCCAUCACUUUGAGAUCGGGGAGAGGUUAUGAAGGGUCGGUUAUGAGUGAAGAGGAGCCACAAAAGAGAGAUGAGGGAGUUGUGGUGAGAAAUGAGGAUGAGUUUGAAAAUGAGAUAGUUGAUGUUGAGAGAAAGGAGCCACAAAGUAAGAAUGAGGGAGAUGAGGAAAAGGUAGAAAAGCCCCCUAUGAAAGUAUACAAGCCUCCCAUUCCAUUCCCUCAUAGGAUUGUUGAAAAGAAAUUGAAUGAAAAGUUUUCAAACUUUCUUGAAGUCAUGAGAGGACUUCAAGUGAAUAUUCCCUUUCUUCAUGCUAUGUCACAAAUGCCUACAUAUGAAAAUUUUUUGAAGGAUCUUUUAUCCAACAAGAGUAGGCUUGAAGAGAGUAAAACCAUCUCCCUUCCUAAGGAGGUGAAUGCAAUCAUUCAAAACAAGCUCCCUCAAAAGCUUGGUGACCCCGGUAGCUAUGCAAUACCGGUGAAGAUUGGAGACUUAGAGGCUAUGGAUGCUUUAUGUGAUCUUGGGGAAAGUGUGAGUUUGAUGCCCUAUUCUAUUUCUAAGAGUUUGAAAGUGGGAGACUUGAAGCCAACAAGAAUGUCCUUACAAUUGGCCGACCGCACGGUUAGGCUACCUUUGGGAAUUCUUGAAGAUGUACCGGUUCAAAUUGGAAGAGUAUUUGUGCCGUGUGAUUUUGUGGUAAUGGAAAUGGAAGAAGAUACUACGGUGCCCCUAAUCUUAGGAAGACUGUUUUUGAACACCGCGGGUGUUGUGAUUGAGAUGAAGCAAGGAAUAUUGAACUUGAAUGUGGGAGAUGAGAAAAUAUCAUUUUCAUUUCCACAAACAUUGAAAAAGCCAUUGUAUGAUGAAGUUCAUAGAGUUGAUACAUUGGAAAGGGACUUAGAGAAGUUCCAAGAAAAUUUGUUUGAAGGAGAUCCUUUACAAGCUAUCCUAACGGGAGGCUUAGUUGAGGAAGGUGAAGAAACGAGGGGGUAUGAUCUUUUGCUCAACCAACCUUUAGUCCACAACGAAAAUAAAGUGGAAGUGCUUAAUGUGGAGGUAAAAGAGGAGAGGACUACGCCUCCUCACAAGGUUGAACUUAAACCCCUUCCUCCUUUACUUAAAUAUGAUUUUCUUGAUGAUAGUGAGAGUUAUCCCGUUAUUCUCAAUGCUAAACUUGAUGAUACCUCUCUUGGGAAACUCCUAGUUUUUUUAAGGGAGUAUAGAGGUAUCAUUGGGUACAAAAUUAAUGACAUUAAGGGGAUAAGUCCUACUAUAUGCAUGCAUAAGAUUUUACUUGAUGAUGAUCAUGCUUCCUCGAUUGAGCACCAAAUAAGGCUCAAUCCAAACAUGAAGGAAGUUGUGAAAAAAUAA